AUGGCUCUUCCGGGCCGCCAACGGCUAUCUACAUCGCCGUUCCUCUCCUUCCUCGUCCUCCCGUUCCUUGUAUUUCUUCUCAGUUUUGCGGGUCCAGUUUCUGCAGUUGGAUCUGCAGUAAUUGGUGUUGAUAUCGGCACAGAAUACUUCAAGGCGACAUUAGUGAAACCUGGCAUUCCCCUCGAAAUAGUGCUCAGCAAGGACUCUAAGCGCAAGGAAUCGGCCGCAAUCGCAUUCAAACCCACACGAGACCCCUCCGCACCCUUCCCCGAACGAUUUUACGGCGGUAAUGCGCUUGCUCUGGCAGCUCGAUACCCCGACGAUGUCUACGUCAACUUGAAGACUUUGCUCGGUGUGCCUUUUAACGACGGAAACGAUGAGGCGAUCAAGGGUUACUGGAGCCGGUAUCCAGCUUUGAAUCUUGAGACCGCUCCCGAUGGCCGAGGCUCCGUCGCCCUGCGCAGCAAUCGACUUGGUGAAGCUGAGAAGAAGGAUGCGUUCUUGGUCGAAGAGAUUCUGGCCAUGCAGUUGCAGCAGGUUAAGGCUAAUGCCGAUACCCUUGCUGGUAAGGGAUCGGAUGUCCGGAAUGUUGUGAUCACUUAUCCGGCUUUUUACACCGCGGAGGAGAAGCGGAGUCUCAUUUUGGCGACCGAGCUGGCAGGUCUGAAAAUCGAGGCGCUGGUUAGUGAUGGAUUGGCUGUUGGCUUGAAUUACGCCACUUCUCGACAAUUCCCUAGUGUUUCCGGUGGAGAGAAGCCUGAAUACCAUGUUGUUUUUGAUAUGGGCGCUGGAUCGACUACUGCGAGUGUGCUGCGCUUCCAGAGUCGCGAAAUCAAGGACACCGCUCGCUACAAUAAGACUAUUCAGGAAAUUCACGUUCUUGGAACUGGCUGGGAUAAGACACUUGGAGGUGAUUAUUUAAAUGACCUCAUCGUGAAUGAUAUGGUUGCCAAAUUGGCCGAAGACAAGAAGUUGAAAGACAAGGUCACUCCUGAGCAAAUUAAGGCUCAUGGAAAGACCAUGGCCCGUCUUUGGAAGGAUGCAGAGAAGCUCCGCCAAGUUCUCAGUGCUAACACCGAGACAUCUACCAGCUUCGAGGGAUUGUAUGACGAAGAUUUGAACUUCAAAUACAAGAUCAGUCGUGCUGCCUUCGAGAAGAUGGCUGCUGGUCAUGCCGCUCGUAUCGGUGCUCCCUUGGAGCAGGCCCUCGAGGCUGCUGGGUUGAAGUUCAAGGACAUCGACUCCGUUGUCCUUCACGGUGGAGCUAUUCGAACUCCCUUUGUCCAGAAAGAGCUCGAGAGGGCUUGUGGGUCAUCUAAGAAGAUUCGCACCAACGUUAACGCCGACGAGGCCGCUGUUUUCGGUGCUGCAUUCAAAGGUGCCGCCCUCAGCCCUAGCUUCCGUGUCAAGGACAUCCGUGCCCAUGACGCGGCUACUUACCCCGUCCUUCUGAAGUGGAACUCGGAUGGCAAGGAGCGAAGCCAGAAGCUUUUUAUCUCUACUUCCCAGGUUGGCCCAGAGAAGCAGGUAACAGUCAAGAACCUGGAUGAUUUCGAUUUCGGCUUCUAUCAGCAAGUCGAAGAAAAUGAAUUGCCUGUCUUGAGUGUCCAAACCCAAAACCUGACCGCAUCGGUAGCAAAAUUGAAAGACACUUUCGGUUGUUCUGCCGCAAACAUCACGACCAAGUUUGCCAUUCGCCUCAGCCCUAUCGACGGUCUGCCUGAGGUUACAGGUGGAAACGUGAGCUGCGAAGUCGAGGCAGAGAAAAAGGGCAUUGUUGAAGAUGUCAAGGGUUUCUUCGGUCUUGGGUCUAAGAAGGAUGAGCAGCAGAUUUUGGGUGAGGAUGGUGAACCUGCUGAAUCUAUUACCUUGGAGCCUGAAGCCGAGUCUUCGACCACCACCUCUGCCAGCCAGUCUACUACCUCCGGCGCUAGCAAGGAUAGCGCCAAGGGUACGGCCAAAACAAAGUUGGAGAUCAUUCCCAUCAGCCUGAAAUCCACCCAGCUCGGAACCAAGGCACCAUCAGCCGCUGAGCUAUCUCGCAUUCACAGUCGUCUGACUGCCUUCGAUUCCUCGGACCGCGACCGUAUCCUGCGUGAGGAGGCAUUGAAUGAACUUGAAGCCUUCAUCUACCGCAGCCGCGACCUGAUUGAGAACGAAGACUUUGUGAAGGUGGUCAAGGAGGAUCAACUAACAACCCUCCAGGAAAAGGUCUCUAAGGCCAGCGACUGGCUGUAUGAAGACAGUGAUAAUGCGCACACCGCAGACUUCAAGGCCAAGCUGAAGGAUCUGAAGACUAUCGUUGACCCCGCUUUGAAGCGUAUCAAGGAAGCCUCUUCCCGCCCUGCGCGUGUCGAGAUGCUUCAAGAAAUGCUGAAGAACGCCGAGUCCAUGAAGCAGAUCAUUGAGAACCAGAUUCAAAAUGAUGAAGCCACAUACGAGUCUGCGCUUUCUGCCUCAAGCACCGCAACUGUCGAAGAGCCCGAAACUGACUCCGCCACCCCCACUCCGUCCCCAUCUGACGAGUCCCUGGAUGAUCUCGACGAGGACGCAUACUCAUCUUCCUCCUCAAAGAAAUCUACCAAGUCUUCGGCGCCAGCUAAGCCCACUGGGCCUAAGUACACCCUCUUCACUCCCGCGGAACUCACCUCCCUCAACCAGGUCUAUGAAUCCACCAAGCCCUGGCUUGAAACACAAAUCGAGCUCCAGGAGAAGCUCACUGAGUCAGACGACCCCGCUCUGACACUCGUGGAGAUUGACUCCCGUUUGCGCGAGUUCGAGCGCGUUCUGAACCGCAUGUACGAGCGUAUGACUGCCGCGGCCGGCAAAAAGAGCCAGAAGACCAGUGGCAGCAAGGGCAAGAAAGAUAAGACUGAGUCCGAGAAGACCAAGGGCAAGAGUGGUAAGGGCAAGGACAAGGAAGAGAAUAAGAAGCAGACUGGAGACGAUGAUCGCAAGGACGAACUGUGA
Molecule: messenger RNA, 2970 nt
Organism: Penicillium angulare
Lineage: Eukaryota; Fungi; Ascomycota; Eurotiomycetes; Eurotiales; Aspergillaceae
Product: Hsp70 family protein
Exons: 1
Coding region: 1-2970 (989 amino acids)
Biological process (GO): negative regulation of hypoxia-induced intrinsic apoptotic signaling pathway; cellular response to hypoxia; endoplasmic reticulum unfolded protein response
Cellular component (GO): endoplasmic reticulum chaperone complex
Molecular function (GO): ATP-dependent protein folding chaperone; ATP binding
Source: RefSeq, a predicted model, not a curated record